Emys orbicularis (European pond turtle) is the source of this 885-nucleotide messenger RNA. It is a transcript of the gene TMEM178B, whose product is annotated as transmembrane protein 178B. Gene Ontology annotation, cellular component: membrane. The record is from RefSeq and is a predicted model, not a curated record. Lineage: Eukaryota; Metazoa; Chordata; Testudines; Emydidae. The transcript is spliced from 4 exons. Bases 1 to 885 code for a protein of 294 amino acids.
AUGGCUGCGGGAAGGUUACUGCUCUAUGCUGGCCUCUCUCUAGCUUUGUGUGCCCUGGGCAUGCUGGCGGUGGCGAUCUGCUCCGACCACUGGUAUGAAACGGACGCCAGGAAGCACAGAGAGAGGUGCAAAAGCUUCACCACCAGGAGAAACGACCCUGGCUUCAUUUACAACUCCAACAACAACCUGCCUCUGAGGGCCAGCAGAUCUAGGUUGGACCGCUGGGAAGGGAAACUCCUCUUGGCAAGGAACAGGAGGCAGCUCUUUGCUAUGAGCGCCGCCGAUGAGUGCAACAGACAGUACAACUCAACCAACAUGGGGCUCUGGAGGAAAUGCCACAGACUGGGCUUCGACCAAGAGCUGGAGGAGCUGAUUGCCAAAGGAGCAAUUGAUCAGUGCACGUACAUCAAGUACCACUACUCCUCAGCAACAAUUCCCAAGAACCUCACCUACAACAUCACCAAGACAAUCCGCCAGGAUGAGUGGCAUGCCUUGCACCUGCGUAGGAUGACGGCUGGCUUUAUGGGCAUGGCUGUGGCCAUCAUCCUCUUUGGAUGGAUUAUCGGGGUGCUGGGGUGCUGCUGGGAUCGAGGCCUUAUGCAGUAUGUAGCAGGGCUUCUCUUCCUCAUGGGAGGUACCUUCUGCAUCAUUUCACUGUGCACAUGCGUGGCUGGAAUCAACUUCGAGCUUUCCCGCUACCCCCGCUACCUGUACGGACUUCCCGAUGACAUCAGUCAUGGCUACGGCUGGUCCAUGUUCUGUGCGUGGGGAGGCCUGGGCCUCACUCUUAUAUCGGGCUUCUUCUGCACCCUGGCCCCUUCUGUCCAACCUGUCCCCAGGACCAACUGCCCCAAAUCCAGACCUGAGAAUGGGACAGUGUGCUAA